This is a messenger RNA of Antrostomus carolinensis (chuck-will's-widow), 1476 nucleotides long. It is a transcript of the gene THAP5, whose product is annotated as THAP domain containing 5. Lineage: Eukaryota; Metazoa; Chordata; Aves; Caprimulgiformes; Caprimulgidae. Bases 70 to 1182 code for a protein of 370 amino acids. Gene Ontology annotation, cellular component: nucleus. The transcript has 3 exons. The record is from RefSeq and is a predicted model, not a curated record.
GAAAGAAAAAUAACAGGUUUUUUAUUUCCACUUCAUGAUAAAGAGAGACUUGAGAAAUGGUUGCGGAAUAUGAAACGAGAUGCAUGGACUCCAAGUAAGCACCAGCUUCUGUGCAGUGAUCAUUUUACUCCCGAUUCCCUUGAUGUGCGAUGGGGUAUACGAUACUUGAAACACACCGCUGUACCAACAAUUUUCUCUUCCCCAGAUGAUGAGGAAAAAGACUCUUCUCGGAACACCUCACAAGGCAUAAAGAGAGAAGACCUGCAAGAAACAAAUACAAAUGUAGACUCAGAGAAGGCAUCUGUAUCACUUGAACCUUGUACACCAAAGCAAAAUCCUGUAAUUGCCGAAAAUGUAGGUGAAAAAGCAGAAGCAGUUUGCUCAACUGCAUUAAGUAAACCUUUACAAAUUCAGAAACUGCAGCUUCAUAACGGAGAAGACUUUCAGGCAGACAGUGUUACUCUUGAUAAUUCAUCUAAGCAGCAUAUGUAUCAACCUAAUCCUGUUUUAACAGCAGCAGCAGUCCAGAGCAUGGAAGCUACCAGUGUUCAUACUUCUGUAGAGGAUCCAGUAAGUUGUACAUCUACAGUCUUGCAAUUUACAGACCCUGACUACUUGAAUUCAUCUCUGAGACUGAAAAAUGCUUUAGGUUCAAUUACCGACUAUGCAAUUGAAAAUCCUAGCUCUCUUGUUGUAGGCUGUUCUUUUGAAGUACAACCAACAAAUGAAAAUGCAGUUUUGCUGAGUACAGUCACACAAACUAUUGAACAGUUCAGUGGAAGUGAAGAAUCUGUCAUUGCUAUCAUUGUGCCAGCCGAGAGUUCAGAAGAAUCUGAAAUAGUUAAUAGUUCUUUCCUGCCUAUUACACAAGAGUUUCUUGACACAGAGGAGACAGAAGCAGAUAAAUCUCUGUAUAUGAAUGCAUAUGGUGGAAGUGAAGUAUUACAGACUGAGCAUUCAUACUGCAAACAAGACAUAGACAGAGAUCACCUUUGGCAAAAAAUUUCAAAGCUCCACUCUAAGAUCACUCUACUUGAAAUGCAGGAGGUAAAAACUUUGGGGAGACUCAGGUCCUUGGAAGCUCUUAUUGGACAACUGAAGCAAGAAAACCUGCUUUCUGAAGAAAAGCUAAAGAUUGUAGAAAACUGCUUUACAACACUUGAAGUGACUAUGAUACAGUAAAGGCUUUCAAUGAUUGUUCUAAAGUAUCUUUUUAACCUCUUUGACUGUCCAUUUAUACAAAUUAACUUUUGUUUCAAUUAUGGUAUUUUGAACGUCUAAUACAAAUGUGUGUGAAUAGCAAAUAUUCUUUAAAAUGUUAUGUCAACCACUGCCAAAGCUAGGUUGUAGAAUAUUGCCUAUAAAACAUGCCUUGCAAGUAAGCUUUAAAAAAAUAAGUGUUAAAGUUUUGUUAAAUAGUAUGUGAAAUAAAUCAAUAAAGAUAAGUUAAACCUUUCUAGCUGCAGGCUCCUCUGA